CUAUUCGACAUAACCUAAAAAGUGACUGAGCUCCUGUUUGGGUUAUUUUCGAAAUUUUGAUUUGGCUCUGACGGCAUGAAAACUGAGAUAACGUCACAUGUCCUCUUACGUAUUCGUUUUUGAACUGUGAAACGAUUUUCGAGAUUAACAUCAAAUCGGUAACCGACAGCUUCGUUGGCGACCUUAAUUCACCUUGGAAUUUUUGAAAUUAUCCUGAGUAAAAUGAUACCCAGAAAAGCUGUGGCCCUCUUAAACAAGGUUAACUUAAAAAAUAUGUUGGGAAAAAGAUCUUUUUCCUCGACUUUGGCUGUUGGUGGUAAACAAAUGACUGUAAGAGAUGCACUGAAUUCUGCAAUGGAUGAAGAAAUGGAAAGAGACGAACGGGUAUUUAUCCUUGGUGAAGAGGUCGCUCAGUAUGAUGGGGCUUAUAAAGUAACUAGAGGACUGUGGAAAAAGUAUGGAGAUAAGAGAGUUAUCGAUACUCCAAUUACUGAAAUGGGAUUUACAGGUAUUGCAACUGGUGCAGCAAUGGCCGGCCUUAAGCCAAUCUGUGAAUUUAUGACAUUCAACUUUGCAAUGCAGUCCAUAGAUCAAAUUAUAAAUUCAGCGGGAAAAACUUUCUACAUGUCUGCCGGACGUGUCAACAUACCAAUUGUGUUUAGAGGCCCCAAUGGCUCCGCAGCUGGUGUUGCAGCUCAACACUCUCAGUGCUAUGGUGCAUGGUAUGCUCAUUGCCCUGGAUUAAAGGUAAUUUCACCAUAUAAUUCGGAAGAUGCAAAAGGUCUACUCAAGUCAGCAAUUCGGGAUCCAGACCCGGUGGUGUUUUUAGAAAAUGAAAUUCUUUAUGGUGUUCAGUAUCCAAUGUCUGAUGAAGCACUUAGUAAAGAUUUUCUUAUUCCUAUUGGUAAAGCCAAAAUUGAACGACCCGGUAAGCAUGUGACGAUAGUAGCCCACUCGAAAGCGGUGGAGACCGCAUUAGAAGCUUCGAAGGAAUUAGCGGGUAUUGGAAUCGAAGCGGAAAUUAUCAAUUUGCGAUCACUCAGGCCCUUAGAUAUUGACUCGAUAACAAAAUCCGUAGUAAAAACCAACCAUUUAAUUAGUGUCGAGCAGGGUUGGCCCACGUGUGGUAUCGGUGCUGAGAUUUUGGCACAAAUUAUGGAAAGUGAAACAUUUUACCAUUUGGAUCAGCCUGCAAUAAGAGUUACUGGUGCGGAUGUACCCAUGCCAUACACGAAAUCGUUAGAAAUAGAUGCGAUACCUCAGUCUAAGGAUGUUGUCCUGGCAGCUAAACGUCUUCUCAAAGUGAAAUAACAAGCGCAUGCUACAUGUAAAUUAUAUAUCAAAGUUACUAGGUUGAAUUAAGGUCUACAGUGAAAGACUGUCAGAUAUACUCCCCGAUACACUUUAAGGUUUAAAUACUUCAAUAUAGUUUUACUAAGUUUAUUGUUAUUCAUGCAACAUGAAUUAGAACAUCAUUUUAAUCAAGGUUUUUGUUUCAUCUGCUCGAACUUCAUUAUUGUUUGUAUGUGUAAAAUAAUAAAUAUGUUGGUAUUUUUUUUUUUGCAUGCUUUUAGGUAAAAUAUGCUACGAAGUUUUUCUGGCAUAAAGUAUGUAGCCUUUAAGAUUAAAUUUGGGAUUAGUUAAAGGAUAAAGAAACAGGGACUAAAUAAAAUUGCAAUAUCAUUAUUAUGUUACCCAUCGCAUUGAAAUUAUUUAAAAUAAUAUAUUAAUAUCGAAAAUUUAAAAAAAAAGGAAAAUAAGAAAUAUGGUAUAUUUUUGCAUAAUGAUCCAUUAUGUUAACUACUAAGACUAUUUCCAAAAUAAUAAUAUACCCUACCAAACAGGAAUUAUUGAAAAUAAUAAAAUGUAUUAAUUUGUAAUGAUAUAGAUCGUGGAAGGUCGAGCAUAAUAAAAACUAUUACUAAGGCAAAUAAUAAUAAACAAUAAUUGAGAAGUAAUGAUAGAUAUACUUAUAUGGAGUUUAUAUAGAAAAUCGAUCAUAACCAGCUAGGUUUUGAAUGUGGUUUAUGAGGAAAAAAAGUCUGGAAACCACUGCUUUGGAUAUUUAGUUGGGGUCUUUUCUCAUUUCAAUGCCAAAUUGUUGGAUGCGAAUGAUAAGUUACUCAAUUGUUACGAUUGGUGUCGCGCCGAGCUUAUCUUUUUUAGUAUCUUUAAAAUAAAAAUUCAGCGAUACAAGUUUGACAACCGGGGACGCCAAAGAAUUCGAAUCAACCAACAAUUCACGUGUUGUGUAGUGAGCUAAAGCGCGAUCUACUUGUAUCCACAUUCCACAUUUCUUUCCUAACACUAACAGUAACUCACUAUAAGAAAAAUUAAAAAAUAAUAAGGUAUUUAACCUAUCGAGAAAAAUGUACGGUUCACAAACAUAAAUUAAGCCACUGCAGAUAUUUACAUGAAAUUCGUGUUGAAAAUUACCAUUUCCGGGGGGUACGUCAUUCCUUAAUUGGGUGUUUAAAUAUACUAAUUACUUUAGCUUAACUUUAAAUCAAUUUUGUUGCAUUAUAAAAGACUACAAUUACGAAUAAAUAUGUGUUGGAACCUGUCUCGCUUGGUACC
Messenger RNA from Cylas formicarius (sweet potato weevil), 2577 nucleotides. It is a transcript of the gene Pdhb, whose product is annotated as pyruvate dehydrogenase E1 component subunit beta, mitochondrial. Bases 223 to 1311 code for a protein of 362 amino acids. Gene Ontology annotation, molecular function: pyruvate dehydrogenase (acetyl-transferring) activity. Gene Ontology annotation, biological process: pyruvate decarboxylation to acetyl-CoA. The record is from RefSeq and is a predicted model, not a curated record. The transcript is spliced from 6 exons. NCBI's taxonomy places the organism in Eukaryota, Metazoa, Arthropoda, Insecta, Coleoptera, Brentidae.